AUGGCGUCGCAAUUGCAGGCAGCCGCGCCGGAAUCGGACUGGAAAUCCGACGUUUCAGCCGACGCUUUCGACGAAUCUACAUUCUUCCUGCGCCGUUGCUGCUGCAUCUGGACUUUCCCUUGCUACGGCACGCCCAAAACCAAAAAUUGGGAGCGAAUUUCGACAUCGGAGACCGAAGACGUCGCCGGAGACCGGAGUUGGUGGAGCGAUGGAGUGGAGGCGUUUAAGAAGGUGAGGGAAUGGUCGGAGCUAGUGGCGGGGCCGAAGUGGAAGACGUUCAUCAGGCGGUUCAACAAGGCGCCGGCGCGGCCGAAGUCGGGGAAAUUCCAGUAUGAUCCUUGUAGCUACGCGUUGAAUUUUGAUCAAGGUCCGGGGCAAAACGGUCAAUUCGAGGACGACGGAGUUUUCCGAGACUUUCCGUCGCGGUAUGCGGCGAUCCCGGCGCAGAACAGCCUGUUGAAGGACGGUGCGACGCUCACGUGA
Salvia hispanica is the source of this 483-nucleotide messenger RNA. The record is from RefSeq and is a predicted model, not a curated record. NCBI's taxonomy places the organism in Eukaryota, Viridiplantae, Streptophyta, Magnoliopsida, Lamiales, Lamiaceae.